AGGGAACCUCUGCCUGGCCAGAGGCACGGGGAGGUGAGCGCGGGAGCCCGCCCUGGUGCAGCCCCGCAUUCGACUCGUUGUCAAGCCCUGUGGGUGAAGCGGUGUUCAUGGGACUGGAACUGCACUCUUGUUUCUCUAGGCCUUUCCGGCUCUCUUGAAACUGCACUGAACCGAAAUUCCUUAUUUCUCCAGGCCUCGCUAGCUUUCUGGAGGCUGCACUUACUGGAACUACCUGGUGCUCCUGGAAAAAUGUUUGGCCAUGAAAUAACACUUACACGCCAUUGCAGGGAACUUGUAGUACGGGAGUUGUCUUUCUGUUUUGUUUGAAGCUCAGUGAAAUUUUGGGUUUGCUUUCAGUCUGCUGCUGGCUGAUAAACCUGACUUCUGUGCUGAGAGGCAUACUAAAUUAAUUUCUAUUUGGAGCGUGGGAGAAAGCUACUGUGGUUGUUUUUGCAUUUAUGGUUUGAUGUGUUUUGCCAUUCUUUUUCCUAAUGAUAAAACUGUGCAAAUUGCCCUUUCUGAUGGAUGACAUCUGCUGGGUUUGUACCCAGAGAUGCUUUUGGUCCGUGUGCUACAAGUGAGGAAUUCCAGGCCAUCCAAACCUGGAUCAGAAGUUACACAGAGAAGUUCCCAAUGGAGAAGUUGAAAUGUUGCUGUAGUUCCUCACGCAAAUCCCAGGUUGCUAAGGGAUGUGUCAAUCCACAGACAAUUUACUCUCUGAAAUUAAUGUCCUGAAGAAGAUGGAAGUUCACCUGACCCAACCAGUCAUACAAGUCUUCACUAUUUUUGGUUUGGUGUUUUUGGUGUUGUAAGAGGAGGGGAAAACUUGUAAACUUGCCUUUUUUGUGUGUGUGGUUUUUAAAUUUUUUUUUUUAGUUCAACGUUUUUAAUAAUGUUGUAUAAAGGUGUUGAAAUUCGGUUAUAUUUAUAAAACAUAACUAUUUAAUUGGAUAAGUGGAGUUGGAGUGCAACAGGACAGUUUUAUUUGGAUCAUGAAGCCUCUCUGUGAUAUGAUGGAGCUCCUAGAGGAAGAUCUCACCUGUCCCAUUUGCUGUAGCCUGUUUGAUGAUCCUCGAGUCCUGCCCUGUUCACACAAUUUCUGCAGGAAGUGUCUGGAAGGAAUUCUCGAGGGAAAUGUGCGGAACGUGCUUUGGAGACCAUCUCCUUUCAAGUGCCCCACAUGCAGGAAGGAGACUCCUGUUGCUGGAGUCAACAGCUUGCAGGUCAACUAUUCCCUGAAAGGUAUUGUGGAGAAGUACAACAAAAUCAAAGUAUCUCCAAAAAUGCCUGUGUGCAAAGUGCACAGUGGGCAACCCCUUAACAUUUUUUGCCGGACAGACAUGCAGCUGAUCUGUGGGGUUUGUGCCACCCGUGGUGACCACACAAAGCAUGUUUUCUGUUCCAUUGAAGAAGCUUAUUCCCAGGAGAAGCGGGCUUUUGAAACCCUCUUUCAGGGCUUUGAAACUUGGCGUUGUGGAGAUGCCCUCUCACGGCUGGAUACCUUGGAAACCAGUAAGAGGAAAGCUCUGCAGAUGCUGACCAAAGAUUCUGACAAAGUGAAAGAGUUCUUUGAGAAGCUGCAGCACACGCUGGAGCAGAAGAGAAAUGAGAUUCUUUCUGACUUUGAGACCAUGAAGCUUGCAGUGAUGCAGGCCUAUGAUCCGGAGAUCAAUAAACUGAACACAAUUCUGCAAGAGCAGCGGAUGGCUUUUAACAUUGCAGAGGCCUUCAAAGAUGUGUCUGAACCCAUUAUAUUUCUGCAACAGAUGCAGGAGUUCAGGGAAAAAAUCAAGGUGCUCAAAGAAACGCCUUUACCUUGUUCCACUGUGGACAUCAGCCCCACAAUGAAGAGCUUUGAUACCAGCCAGUGGAAUGGAAUAAAACUAGUUGAUGUGGACAAACUCUCCUUGCCUCAGGAAAACAACACUUGCAAAUUCAAGAUUUCCUCAGUCUUUUCAUGGAGAUUUAUACUGAACUGUCUUAUUUUCUUUACAAUUAUCUUGUCCUAUUUGGCAGAUAAUGUGGAGAUAGCAGAUCAUGCAGUCUUUUACUGGGAACAGAUGGCAGAUGGAGCUUCACUUCUAAGAGAAAAGUGUAAAAACUAUACGUUGGUUGUACUGGAUAAUGUUGCGGAGUUUGUGUGCAAAUAUAAACUGUUGUGAAGUCCCUG
Messenger RNA from Myiozetetes cayanensis, 2170 nucleotides. It is a transcript of the gene TRIM13, whose product is annotated as tripartite motif containing 13. Bases 993 to 2162 code for a protein of 389 amino acids. Gene Ontology annotation, molecular function: zinc ion binding. The transcript has 2 exons. Lineage: Eukaryota; Metazoa; Chordata; Aves; Passeriformes; Tyrannidae. The record is from RefSeq and is a predicted model, not a curated record. Gene Ontology annotation, biological process: positive regulation of canonical NF-kappaB signal transduction; positive regulation of macroautophagy; innate immune response.